Molecule: messenger RNA, 655 nt
Organism: Spathaspora passalidarum NRRL Y-27907
Lineage: Eukaryota; Fungi; Ascomycota; Pichiomycetes; Serinales; Debaryomycetaceae
Product: cytidine deaminase
Exons: 4
Coding region: 30-473 (147 amino acids)
Cellular component (GO): cytosol
Molecular function (GO): zinc ion binding; cytidine deaminase activity
Source: RefSeq, a predicted model, not a curated record
UGACAAACAUUUGGUUCUUUUUCCUAGAAAUGACUGUUCCUAUACAUAAAGACCAUACUGAGUUGACGGAAGACCAAUUCAAUACUUUAAGCGAGGAAGUUUUGAAAGCUAAAUCGUUGUCGUAUUCCCCAUACUCAAAAUUUAGAGUCGGUUGCACUAUUCUUACCGCGUCAAAUGAGUUCAUAUCAGGUGCAAACAUUGAAAAUGCAUCCUAUGGUGCCAGCAUAUGUGCUGAAAGAACAACAAUUUCAAAAGCAAUUCUUUCUGGUCACACUACAUUUAAAGUGAUUGCCAUUUCCAGUGAUCAAGAAGACGACUUUAUAAGUCCCUGCGGGAUAUGUCGACAAGUCAUCCGUGAGUUUGCCAAAGACGUUCCUGUCUAUAUGUUCAAGAGUAGUGGUGAAUUUAUCAAGGUGUAUAUGAAUGACUUGUUGCCAUUGAGUUUUGGCCCUGAGAACUUACUAGGAGAGUAAAAAUUCAAUGUGUGAUAUGCACAAAUGACAUCUACUACUCUAAUUACACACAUUGUAUUACUAUUACCGAUACACUACAUCUGCAUCCUAAUACAUGUUACCAUAUAGCUUAUCUAGCCAGCAUAAUAUAUGAUUAUUGCAUACUAAACAGUGCUGUAGCCAAAAGCACAUUCACACCACAU